Molecule: messenger RNA, 606 nt
Organism: Histoplasma capsulatum G186AR
Lineage: Eukaryota; Fungi; Ascomycota; Eurotiomycetes; Onygenales; Ajellomycetaceae
Exons: 2
Coding region: 1-606 (201 amino acids)
Source: RefSeq, a predicted model, not a curated record
AUGCAUAACGUCAUAGAGCCUGAGGGGAUUUGGAAGCAAAAGCCACAGCAUGCCGGUUGGGGUCAAGUGCUCACACGGCCUGAGGUGAAGGUUCGAUGCGUAACCGGGCGAGCCGGCGAAAGCCAAACCGCCAUCCACAGAUAUCGCUGCCGAUGUACCCAGAAUCCAGAACAGUGGCCGAGGCGGGAAGGGAUACAGGAGACAGAUACCUACGUCCCAAGAUAUGCGCGGGUUUGGCUGAGGCGGGCGGCCGACGUCAUUGGCUGGGAUGGCUGGCAUGACGCUGGUUUGACGUGCAUCCAACCAGCUGUGAAGGGGAGCUUACUUCCAGCCCAGCCAGGUCCAGCCAGGUCAGUCUGUCGGUCUGAUAUAGCUCUGGGAGCUCUCGAGAGUCUCGAGACCAGACUCGGCAAGGUCGGCAGCGCAGUCUGGCGUUAUCCAGCUAUCCAGCUUUCCAGCUCUCCAGUGAUCUUUCCAGUGCUUGAAUAUCCAAGCUAUCGAGGGGCAAAGGGCGUUUUUAGCUGGCUUGGCCGGAACUUUAAACCAACACCGCGGCAUCCAGCAAGCUGUGGCCAGUAUAGAAGAGAGGAUGGCAUAGAGAUCUAG